AGAAAAUUCAAAACUCAUUAUUCCUUUUUCAUUCUUGAAAGAAAUCCCCUUCAACUUUUAUUCUCUCUCUCUCUCUCUCUCUCUCUCUCUCACACACACACACACACACGCACACACGCACAUCCCCAACUUCCAAAAGUAGUUCGUUAUUUCAAUUUUUUUGCCAACAAAAUGAAAUCAACCUAUUAGAUAGCUCUCGAGAUUCAAACCCACCAAAUUCCCAACGAUCAGGUAAUCAGAACCCAAGCAAUAAUGGAAGAAACAACGAUUGAAGAACACGGGAGAUCUCUAGCAGCUCCAAUCAUCUUCACGAUCGUUGUCGCUUUCCAAUUGCUGUCCAGAUUCAUAGAACACAAGAAAAAGAAAGGCUCAAAGUCUGGGGUGGAGAAACAAUUGCGCGGAGAGAUUAAGCAAAUGUAUAAGGAGGCCAGCUCCUUGUCACAGCCUUCCACAUUUGCACAGGCUGCUAAACUUAGGCGGAUGGCAGCAUCUAAGGAGAAGGACCUUGCAAAAAUUCAAGAACUGCACAGCAAGGAAAUGAAAUUGUCAUAUGAUUCAUACUCGAAAGGUCUCACCAUAUUAAAGGUUUUUACAUUUUUCUCGCUGGUUUGUUGGUUUUGGCGGCUCCCCGUCACUGCCAUAUCUAAACAACUUGUGGAGCCCUUUGGUAAGGCAUUAUCUUGGAGAGGAGGGAGUCCAAUGAAUGAUAAUGUUAUGGUUGGGAUCAUACCUUGGUUGAUUUUAUCUACUAGAGUCGGUAAAUUUAUUUGUCGAAAAGUCUUCAACUAGAGGACUUGUCUGACUGAAGAUAAGAGGAUUUCAGAAACUUAUGUAUUUAUCUGAAUCUAUCCCAGUGUCUUACUCGGAUUCUAUGUACAACCAAAAUGUAGAGACAGUCGGAGAUUACCCUCUCGCGAUACCAUUUUGCCUUAUUACGAAUGGAAUUUGUGAAGAUGAUGUGAAA
Messenger RNA from Rhododendron vialii, 964 nucleotides. Its product is annotated as protein GET1. Gene Ontology annotation, biological process: tail-anchored membrane protein insertion into ER membrane. NCBI's taxonomy places the organism in Eukaryota, Viridiplantae, Streptophyta, Magnoliopsida, Ericales, Ericaceae. Bases 253 to 789 code for a protein of 178 amino acids. The transcript has 7 exons. The record is from RefSeq and is a predicted model, not a curated record.